Molecule: messenger RNA, 1578 nt
Organism: Bacidia gigantensis
Lineage: Eukaryota; Fungi; Ascomycota; Lecanoromycetes; Lecanorales; Ramalinaceae
Exons: 4
Coding region: 1-1578 (525 amino acids)
Source: RefSeq, a predicted model, not a curated record
AUGUCUUCUGCUCAACCUCCAAACGUGGCUCCUCAUUCCGAAUCAAAGAGCGCCAAGAAAAAGAAAGCGAAAGCUGAGGCCGCAGCCCAGUCACCAACCGUAGCGGAGCCUGAUACGGGAGAUGCUUCAGCAGGCGCUGAAAAUGCUACAAAUGGAACAGAUGCUUAUGAGAGCCCUUUUGUCAAAGAUCUAGCAAAAAACAUUCGCAAUAUCAAGAAGAAGCUUAAUGCGACUCAAAAGGUCGACUCUAUAGUUGCCGAGAACCCUGGCACAAGCCUUGACGAACUCCUUGCGAGCAAGAAAAUCAACUCCGACCAAAAAAUUCAGGCCCAGAAAAAACCCGGCUUACAGACUCAACUUGCACAAUACGAAGAACAGAUAAGUCAAUUCAAGCAGUUAGACGAAGAUUUCAAGAAGAGGUUAAAGGAAGAGAAGUCGGCCUGGGAGACCUCGAGCGAUGAUAAAGCUCAGAAGGUAAAGGAGGCAGCAGUUGAGGCAGCUGUGGCAGAUGGCCGGAAGGAAGCUAAAGAGAAUCUAUUGGUAUUGAGCAAAUUCCUACGAGCAGCUGCUGCUAAGAGGCAAGGUGGAGAUGAAACCUCGCCCGAGAAUCGCGCGUUUGAAGGUGCGCUGCUGCUGGUCUACGGAGGUGAAGCCAGCGCAGUCGAAGCCAUGGAGAACCUCGUUGCUGGCAAAGACGAGAAAGUACCUACGGUGGAUUCAACGCCUUCCGAAUACACCUUCCAACAAGUCCGUGAUCUCUCCUUCUCCUACGCCCCUUACAGCGCCGAAGAAGCAUGGGCAGAAGAAGUCGCCCAAUCCUCCCCCACCGCCCCAACCGCCACUCUUGACGACGAACCCAAAGCAGCCGAGAUUGGCACCGACCCAACCGUCGCCCAUGCUGGCCUUACUGAGUUCGAAACCACUGACGGUCCACCACCUUCAUAUCAAACCAAUGGCGUGAGUAGCCCCAACGAAAACGCCCACGAUGCCCCCAGCGCCUCCGGCAUCGGCGCCGACGCAGCUAAUAAAGCUGGUGGCGGAGAGGAAACCUCAGGCGAAGGUGGUGGAGGGGAUUGGGAAGCCAAAGUCUCGACGCGUGGCGGCGGGGGAGGCGACGAUUGGGUCCAAGUACCGCGUGAUCCAGCGGAGACGGACACCGGCACCGACGGAACACUGACCGGGACAGGAGGGACGCAGAGCUGGGCCGAAGACGUCCCGCUUGCGGCUCCAGAGGCUGACACUGAUGUCAUGGGCACGCCUGCUUAUGCACAGGGCGGUACUGGCGCUGGUGCGAAGGAAGGUGCUACCGGAGACGGCUUUAGCGAAGUGCAGCGGCAUCAUCACCGUGGAAGUCGGAGCCGUGGGGGCAAUGAGCGUGGAGAUAGGAGGGGGCGCGGUGGUGGGUAUAGAGGAGAUCGCGAAGGGGGCAGAGGACGUGGUGGAGGGGGAUUCAGAGGCGACGGUGAACGUGGUGCGCGCGGACGCGGACGCGGGAGGGGUGAUUAUCGAGGGCGUGGAGGUCGUGGAGGCGGAGGCGCUGGAGGUGCAAGCGCUGGCGGUGGUGGCGGCGAGACGUAA